Messenger RNA from Ostertagia ostertagi, 972 nucleotides. NCBI's taxonomy places the organism in Eukaryota, Metazoa, Nematoda, Chromadorea, Rhabditida, Trichostrongylidae. The record is from the annotation of a GenBank genome assembly.
GAACUCCAAGAACAGCUGUCACGUCUGCAAGAUGGAUUGUUCGCUGAACAUGAAAAGAAUAGAAUUAAUCACAAAAUAAAAGCUCGCACCGAACAGAAACUGUCCUUCACGCAUACGGCAAUGUGCUAUGAAUGCAUGCUGUCAGAUCCGUCAUUUAUCAGCCUUGCGCUAGAUUUCUCUAGCAAACAGCUACAGCUACUUCUCAACGCUGUUGUGCCUAACUUCCGUUAUGAGAGCGAACUACCAACAGUUGCUCCGCCACUGUUCGCCGCCUAUCCAGAGUUCUAUUUGGAUGAUGUGCUUGAUCUGGUGGUUGAGGUGGUCAUGAUGCUCACUCCUGCUGUUAUGCCGGCUGCACAAAAUCUGUGGUACCAGGUGAUAAACAGCCCAAUGGCAAUGGAAAAGCUCUUCCCCAGUUUGGUAAAGUUUUACUCCGAUGCUGAAGCUGGUACGGACUUCUAUGAGAAGUUCAGUAUUCGACGCAAUAUCCAAGAUUUGAUGUUUGCUCCUAGCGAUGCCUACAAUGGAUGCAUUCGGUUUCCAGAGCUUGCGGCAGCGCUGAAAAAGAUCCAUGAUGUGGAACUAGUAAUGUCCAACAAAGAAGAAUGGGCAGCGCUUGGAAGGGAGGAACAACAACAAAGGGAGGGCAUAUUAGAAGAUGCGAAGAGGCAGGUACGCUCAUGGCUAAUCUAUGCGAAAGAUACAUUAGAACUGCUGGGAUAUCUGACGAGGGAUGCUCCACAGCCAUUUGCUCAAGAUGUGCUUGGUGACAGAUUAGCGUCUAUGCUCAACCACAAUAUAGCGCAGCUAUGUGGGCGGAAGUGCAUGGAGUUGAAGGUCCGCGAUGCAGCAGAGCGAUUCCAGUGGGAGCCGCGCAAGCUAGUCGGCCAAGUAGUGGAUGUUUACCUCAACUUGGCUGCGUUCUCGGACACAUUCGCAGAGUUUAUUGCUCAUGAUGAGGCUAGUGAAUAG